Trichogramma pretiosum is the source of this 1974-nucleotide messenger RNA. It is a transcript of the gene Sras, whose product is annotated as CAAX prenyl protease 2. Gene Ontology annotation, biological process: CAAX-box protein processing. The coding region runs from base 672 to 1550 and encodes 292 amino acids. Gene Ontology annotation, cellular component: endoplasmic reticulum membrane. The record is from RefSeq and is a predicted model, not a curated record. Gene Ontology annotation, molecular function: metalloendopeptidase activity. NCBI's taxonomy places the organism in Eukaryota, Metazoa, Arthropoda, Insecta, Hymenoptera, Trichogrammatidae. The transcript is spliced from 4 exons.
UCCUCUGUUUACAUACGCAGGUAGAAAUCUUCUCCCAUAGGAUAUUAUAAUUCAUAUUCCUCGGACGUCCAUUCUUUAAGAUGUAUAUUUUCCAUUUUUUUAUAUUCAAAUAUCGAAGUUAAAAAGUGACGACUGACAAAUCCAAGCCCACAUACAGAAUUCACAAGUAGCUGGCUCUAGCGGCCUGUCGUGUCGUCUCAUCCCGUCUGGCAGCUGCUGCCGCUCCGACACACGCAGCAUAGAGGCACAGUAAAAUACACCGGCAGUGUAGCAGACUGAUCGCCGCUAAACAGUAGUAAGGUUAUUUCGUUCGAUCGCGGGCACGCGCGGCUACAUAGCAAGCCUGCGUGUAUACAUGUGUGCAGCGGGCAGUCAAAGUGUGCGGCUUUAAAAGAGCGAAGGGCGCGGGUGGAUGCGACGACGAGAGCUGGUCUAUAUAGGGCACAGCAAGAUAUCGUAUACAUCGUGUGUUCUGCACCAUCCAUCCAUCCAUCCAUCCGACCAUCGUUCGAGUGCGAUACACACUGCGCACAGCAUAGCUCGGUCAGUGCGUGCGCUGUGUUUAUAUUCUUUAUAACUUCCUGUUGUAUACGUAGUACUGCUUAUACAGGAGAGAUCUCGAGAUAAUAAUAGCCUGCUCGAAACAUAUCGUAAAAUAUAUAGGAUAAAACAUGAGUACGUUCGAGCGUGGCAAUUGCACGUCGAGCGUGCUGGCGUGUCUCCUGCUGUCUGUUAUCUACGUCGCUAGCCUCUACGUCUGGAGGCUCAAUCAUCUCAACAGGGACCAUCCAAGUGUGAUUAAACGGCGUUUCUUCAGCGUCUUUAUAAUUGGCUUGCUCUCUCCGAUAACGUUAUAUCUUGGAAUAAAUGAGCAAUUCUAUCCAGAAGCAUCAUAUUGGCAAUUAUUAGGAUUAAGAUGGUCCGGUUUGCUGCAAGCCAUUGUCAUACCGACGUGCCUUACGAUGAUUCUAUUUCUCGGACCACUUUACAUGCAAGGUGUUAACGGUCUAUGGCAAAUGUACAUGGAACCAGCCUACUGGCUCAGCAAUAUGAAAACUCUGAUUUGGUGGAGAAAUCACGUAGUAGCACCUUUGUCCGAGGAAUGGACUUUUCGAGCUUGCAUGCUGCCCUUACUCUUGCAAUGUUUCCAACCAAAGACGGCCAUUUUCAUCUGCCCGCUGUUCUUCGGAGUGGCGCACUUCCAUCACUUCGUCGAGAACAUGAGGAGGGGAAUGGAUUUGAAAAUUGCCGUGUUUAGCUCGUGCUUCCAAUUCAUGUACACGACGGUUUUCGGAGCUUACGCGUCGUAUCUGUUCGCGCGAACCGGCCACUUUGCCGCUCCAUUCGCUGCCCACGCCUUCUGCAAUCACAUGGGCUUUCCCGACGUCUCGGAGAUUUUCGUCUACGAGGAUUCCAUGAAGAGAGCGAAGAUCAUGUCGGUCUUCGUGCUCGGUCUUGUGGCUUGGUGUUUUCUACUUGGACCAAUGACGAAUCCAAGCUGGUUCAACAAUGCAAUACUGUGGAAAAGUGAAAUCAGCGCUGUUGCAUGAGAGACUUUCCGGGCUGCGCUCGAGUCGCAAUCUCUAAUGAUCAACGCCUUUUUUUUGAUUGACGAAUGUAUAAAGAACAGUAGCGUUUCGCAAGAAUAACUAGAGCAAUUUAUAAACCACUAGUGCCUGAAAUGUCUAAAGCAAACUGUUACUUAUCGAGAGGCUUUUUGUUGCCUGUUUUCUUGUACAGUUCUGUGGGCAUACAAUAACGAAAUGUGAGUAUUAUAUUAUAAGUAACGUUUGACAUUUUUAAAAAAUUGACGCGUUGUUUUCUUUUUUGUACUUUUGUACGGUUGCGUAUAUUUUAUGCGUGGAUUUUGUGUCAUGUCCUCAGCAGUUCUAGUCCUUAGCAUAAGAUAAAAGCAUAUUGAAAGUAUUAACAUUUGUUAAUAAAGAUUUUUGAUAUUUUAUGAAUAAAAAUGAU